CGGUGCUGCUUUGGGCUGUGCCACCCCCGAGCCGUGUCCCCUCCCCAGCCAUGUCCUUCACGGACAGCACCGACAGCGGCUCCGACAGACCCGUGUCCGUCCUUUGGGGGUGCGAGCUGAGCAGCGCCAGGAGCUCCUGCACCUUCCAAGUGACCGAGGAUUGGCACUGCGAGCAGCAGCUGGUGCUGCGCACGGUGUGCCUGGGGGAGGCGGCCCGGGAUGAGUUCCACGUGCUCGAGGUGGCGGCCGAGGGCGGCGACAGCCGCGCCCCGCUGCCGCUGGCCACGCUCAAACCCUCCGUGCUGCCCAUGGCCUCGCUGGCCGGAAUGGAGCUGAACCCCCCGGUGACCCUGCGCCUGCGAGCCGGCUCGGGGCCCCUCUUUGUCAGCGGCCAGCACGUGUCCCUCUUGGACCUGAGCUCGGAUGAGGAUUCUGAUGAUGAUGAGGAGGAGGAAGAAGAGGAAGCAGCAGUGCAAGCCCCCAAGAAGCCCCCAAAGGGCUCAGGUGCCCAGAAGGGCAGAACAACCAAGAAAAGGAAGUGGGAGAAGGAGGAGGAGCCCAGGAACAGCCUCGUCCCUGCACGUGCCCCCCCAGCCAAGGGACGCGGGGCCGGCCGGGGCAGGAAAAGAGCAGCAAAAAAAUGAUGGAAUUGGGGAAUUCUGGGAAUUCCAUCCAGGUGUCUGGAAGCAGCAGCAGCUGCUGGUGGUGGUGGUGUCGUUCCCUAUUAAAUAAAGCACAUUUUGCACUCCUGGA
Messenger RNA from Melozone crissalis (California towhee), 753 nucleotides. It is a transcript of the gene NPM2, whose product is annotated as nucleophosmin/nucleoplasmin 2. Gene Ontology annotation, cellular component: nucleoplasm; nucleolus; cytoplasm. Gene Ontology annotation, molecular function: histone binding; RNA binding; chromatin binding. NCBI's taxonomy places the organism in Eukaryota, Metazoa, Chordata, Aves, Passeriformes, Passerellidae. Gene Ontology annotation, biological process: chromatin remodeling; positive regulation of DNA replication. The record is from RefSeq and is a predicted model, not a curated record. Bases 51 to 644 code for a protein of 197 amino acids. The transcript has 10 exons.